GUCACUCUCAAGUAUACAGACUACGCACUGGCGAAGCAGUUCGAUAGACUCCUAGUCACGUUCCAGGACGAUGAUGUGGUUAUGGUGAAGUCGGAGGGCCGAACGACAAAGGCAAUGCGCCUAAUGUUUGGUCCGUACGUGGUCAAGCAACAACAGGGUCAAGGAUAUAUCCUAGCGAACAAAGACGGCACCCCCCCAAGCACGUUCAAGGGCAAGCCGGUCAGAGUGGAACUGUUGGGCCUGGUACAUAGAGCAACGGAUCCACCUCUGGCGAACGAGAUGUAG
Sphaeroforma arctica JP610 is the source of this 285-nucleotide messenger RNA. RefSeq lists its product as hypothetical. The annotation marks the transcript as partial. The transcript has a single exon. NCBI's taxonomy places the organism in Eukaryota, Ichthyosporea, Ichthyophonida. The record is from RefSeq and is a predicted model, not a curated record.